Molecule: messenger RNA, 1002 nt
Organism: Darwinula stevensoni
Lineage: Eukaryota; Metazoa; Arthropoda; Ostracoda; Podocopida; Darwinulidae
Source: the annotation of a GenBank genome assembly
CCUCGGGGCUUCCGUCGAGGAGCGAGAGGCACAGCACCGCGCAUGUCGAAGAUGCUCACCCGGGAGUGCGAGAGCGAGGCAGAGGGAGCCGCUCAGUCAGGCGCUGGCUGUCGCUGGUGAAGCGUCUGCUCCAACGCGAGGUUUUUUUUUCCGUGGACCGUCUUGCAGGCUUUUCUCGCGACUUGCGAGGAUGAAAAAUGCCAGUGUAUAGAUGACCGUCGCGGAAAUCUCGUUCCCGUAAAUUCGACGAUGUGACUUGGGAAUUCAGGAAAAGUCAUGAGUUCACCGAAGAAAAGUGCCCUCGUCACAGAACUGGAUUCUCUGGAGUGUCGGGUCCUCCUCGUUGGAGAUGCCCAAUGUGGAAAGUCUGCUCUCAUCCAGCGAUUCGUUUCCGACAAGUUCUUAGAGGUGUACGCGCCGACGAGCUUCGACAAAUACAGCACGAGCCACGAAUGGAGCGGUCAGAUGGUCAACUUCCUCGUUUGGGAUACGUCAGGUGCCUCGGCGUACGACUCGGUCCGUCCGUUGGCUUAUCCUGAAGCCAGGGUCGUCCUCCUCUGUUUCUCCAUCGGGGAACCCGAAUCCCUUGACCACGUUGUCACCAAGUGGUACCCAGAGAUCCGUCAUCAUUGCACGACAGCGCCCAUCAUAUUGUGCGGCUGCCAGAGCGAUCUCCGCAAUGACAUCGAGACCAUCUCCAGACUCGCCAAGAUCCGCCGCAUCCCCGUCACUUCCGAACAGGCAUUACAGGUCAGCCGAAAGAUCGAAGCCGGAAACUACGUGGAGACGUCUUCGCGGACGUCGGUUAAGAGCGUGCGGGAUGCAUUCGAAGUGGCAGCCUUGGCGUCCCAUGGAAGGCUGAACGCGAGGGGAGGGGGAGGGUUAGGGAGUGGGGUGGUGAGCAGCCACGCUGUCAGACCGCCAUCCAAGACCAAUAACAAAGCUAGGCUGGACCUCAAGUACGAACUCAAGGACCGGGCCAAAGUCUGCUCCCUCAUGUGA